CAAGAGAUUUCCAAACCGGAAAAGGAAAAGGAAAAGUAUAUUUUUUAUAUAUAUAUAUAUAUGGAAUUGGAAUAUGUAUGUGUUAGAUUUCUCACAUUGAUUCUUCAGAAACGUGGUUCUCUGGAUUUUUUUUCUUUUUCUUUUAUGUAAUUUUAGCAACUUUCAUCUCAAUUCCCAUCAAUUUCAGUCUUUGAUCACCCAUAUUCGCUCGAAAUCAUGCCCUUUCUGUGACUUGUGUGAAAGAUUCAAGAUUUUUUUCCGGGUUUGAUUGGAGGAAUCGAGAAAAACUUGAAGAUUUUUUUUCCGGGUUUGUGGUUUACGCUUUUUCCGUGCUACCGAUGCCAGAUAACCGGCAGGUUCAGAAGAAUGCUACUCCUAAUCAAUCCGCUAAUCCCAUUGAAGAAGCGUUUUGGCGGUUAAAAAUCAAUGAUAAUCAGGAGGGUGAUGGUGCCGCCCAAUCAGCUCCAUAUCCUGAUCGACCUGGUGAACCUGACUGCCUGUAUUAUUUGAGGACUGGAUUGUGUGGUUAUGGAAGUAACUGUCGUUAUAAUCACCCUUCUUAUGUUUCUCAGGGUUCUCUGUACAGUGUUGAACUCCCAGAAAGAGUUGGACAGCCUGACUGUGGGUACUUUCUGAAGACAGGGACCUGUAAAUAUGGAUCAACAUGUAAAUAUCAUCAUCCAAGGGAUAGGCGUGGUGCUGGACCAGUCUCAUUCAACGUUGUAGGUCUCCCCAUGCGUCAGGAAGAAAAACAAUGUUCCUAUUACAUGCAAACUGGAUUGUGCAAGUUUGGAGUUGCUUGCAAGUUCCAUCACCCGCAGCCUGCAUCACUUGGAACUGUUUUACCAGUAACUGGGCAUGCUGAUGUUGGAUCUAUGGGCUCAACAGUUAUGCCUUCAUCAGGUCUACCUUAUACCGGUGGACUUCCUGCAUGGUCAUUACCAAGAGUGCCAUAUAUAUCUGGCCCGCGUUUUCCAGGUCCGGAAACUUACAUGCCCGCUUUUCUUCCUCAAGGCAUUGUACCUGCCCAGGGCUGGAACACGUACAUGGGAAACAUGAACCCUAUGUCUCCUAACGGUUCUACCGCUGUUCUUUAUUCCAACUUUAUAUACAACUCCAAGAAUCUAGGUGAGUCAGCUUCAAGAGGGCUGUCAUCAGGAACUACUGCAAGUCUCCCUGAGAGGCCUGAUCAACCAGAGUGCCGGUAUUUUAUGAACACUGGGACAUGCAAAUAUGGAUCUGAUUGCAAGUUCCAUCACCCAAAAGAAAGAAUUGCACAAUCAGGGGCAAAUCCACCUGGCCUUCCUUUGAGACCGGGGCAAGCUGUAUGUUCGUACUACAGUAUGUAUGGGCUCUGCAAGUACGGCCCAACUUGCAAAUUUGAUCACCCAGUUGUGGCGGUUCCUCAUAAUUAUAGCUUGGGCCUCCCUAAUCUAGCUAUGCUUGAUUCACCUCGGUUCGGUAAUCCGAGAAGUAUGUCAACAGCCCGCUCAUCUGAGACUUCCCCUUCGAAAUCAUCAAAAUUUCCUGAUUGGGUCCAGAAACAUGAUGCUGCAAGCAACAAAAAUGAGAAAUCAGACACAAAGACUUCAGAGGAUUCACCUGAAGAGGCCGGUUCUUCACCACACUCCAUUCAAAGCUCAGCAGCAGAACCUUUACAUGAUCAAUCUGGUUGAAGUCACUUCACUUUAGUUCUCUUGUCAUAGCACUUUUUGAUGCACGAUAUCAAGGAGAUAUCAGUUACCGGGACCUCCUGCACCCCUUUUUUCACCUGCGGUUCUGUGGAGCUUGGGGGGGCGUGGAAGGCAUUUUUUGUGGUGAAUAAGAAUGCAGGUGAUAGUUUGUAAGAAUUCCCAAAAUUAUUUCUUUUUUUUUUUUUUUUUUUUUGCUGGAUGAUAUUCAUUCGAGUUGAUGAGGGCAUAUGCAGAAUGCUUGGUGUUUGAUUGUUGAGUGAAGUUUAGAAUUAUCGAGCCCUGCAACCUCUUGCUUUUUGCUUA
Molecule: messenger RNA, 1997 nt
Organism: Juglans regia (Persian walnut)
Lineage: Eukaryota; Viridiplantae; Streptophyta; Magnoliopsida; Fagales; Juglandaceae
Product: zinc finger CCCH domain-containing protein 3-like
Exons: 7
Coding region: 339-1676 (445 amino acids)
Molecular function (GO): mRNA binding; metal ion binding
Source: RefSeq, a predicted model, not a curated record